CCUGGCUGGACGGGGAUAGAGCUACCUUUGUUCCUGUGGGCUGGGACGUGAAGGCUGCUGAAACGGAGAGCCUCCUCCCUCAGGCCGGGCUCGUGCGGGUUCCCAUCGGCUCGUACUUAGAUUUGUGACAGAUUUGCCACAGUGAUUUCAUGGGGUGUUAUCUACGGUUUCCUAUUUGCUCUUAAUGGUGGAAUCAUGUGCUCGACUGUCAUAAGUUUUAGAUCGGGUUUUGCUACGUCCUAAAAAAAAUAGCCACUAAAGUUCCGAAAUGUUGAAUGUUUAAUAUGGAUUGAGAAUUCCCCCGGCUCACCCUGGGAAGGCCACUCAUACGCUGUGGGGGUGGGGAUGGGCCGGCGCUCUCGGAUUUCUAUUUGGAGCAGUUUAGUGGUGACUUGUGUAUGUGUGUGUGUGUGUGUGUGUGUGUGUGUGUGUGUAACGGUUUGCGGGGCUGGCAGCCAGAAAGUGGAUUCGCUCGUGCCAGUUUUCAUCAGCAGGGAGGAGCUGCUGCUGACCGUGACAUCACACAAAAAGGAUAUGAAAAGAAGAGAUCGAAAUUGAUUGGCGCCUAUCUGCCCCAGCCUCCGAGGGUGGAUCAGGCUUUGCCUCCAGAGCGCCGGGCUCCUGUCACUCCUGCCUCUUCCUCUCGCUAUCACCGCCGACGGUCCUCAGGGUCACGAGAUGAGCGCUACCGGUCGGAUGUCCACACAGAAGCUGUUCAGGCUGCGCUUGCUAAACACAAAGAGAGGAAGAUGGCAGUGCCUAUGCCUUCCAAACGCAGGUCCUUGGUGGUGCAGACCUCGAUGGAUGCCUACACACCCCCAGACACCUCCUCCGGCUCGGAAGACGAAGGCUCAGUGCAGGGUGACUCCCAGGGCACCCCCACCUCCAGCCAGGGCAGCAUCAACAUGGAGCACUGGAUCAGCCAGGCCAUCCACGGCUCCACCACCUCCACCACCUCGUCGUCCUCCACCCAGAGCGGGGGCAGCGGCGCCGCCCACAGGCUGGCUGACGUCAUGGCCCAGACGCACAUAGAAAAUCACUCUGCGCCCCCUGACGUAACCACUUACACCUCAGAACACGCGGUACCGGUAGAAAGGCCGCAGGGCUCCACGACAUCCAGGACAGCCCCGAAGUACGGCAACGCUGAGCUCAUGGAGACCGGCGACGGAGUGCCAGUAAGUAGCCGGGUGUCAGCAAAAAUCCAACAGCUUGUCAAUACCCUCAAAAGACCCAAACGACCACCAUUACGGGAAUUCUUUGUUGAUGACUUUGAAGAACUGCUCGAAGUUCAACAGCCAGAUCCAAACCAGCCAAAGCCGGAGGGAGCCCAGAUGUUGGCGAUGCGUGGGGAGCAGCUGGGUGUGGUUACAAACUGGCCCCCAUCCUUAGAAGCUGCGUUACAGCGGUGGGGGACCAUCUCUCCGAAGGCCCCAUGCUUGACCACAAUGGACACGAACGGGAAGCCUCUGUACAUCCUCACUUACGGCAAACUGUGGACAAGAAGUAUGAAGGUUGCUUACAACAUUCUGCACAAAUUAGGUACAAAACAGGAACCUAUGGUGCGACCUGGAGAUAGGGUGGCGCUGGUAUUCCCCAACAACGACCCUGCAGCCUCCAUGGUGGCUUUCUAUGGCUGCCUGCUGGCUGAAGUUGUUCCCGUGCCCAUCGAAGUGCCCCUCACUCGAAAGGACGCGGGCAGCCAGCAGAUCGGGUUCUUGCUGGGAAGCUGUGGGGUGACGGUAGCCUUGACGAGUGACGCCUGCCACAAGGGGCUGCCAAAAAGCCCGACUGGGGAGAUCCCACAGUUCAAAGGUUGGCCAAAGCUCUUAUGGUUUGUCACAGAGUCAAAACAUCUCUCUAAACCUCCUCGAGAUUGGUUCCCGCACAUUAAGGAUGCAAAUAAUGACACUGCAUAUAUCGAGUACAAGACGUGCAAGGACGGAAGCGUGCUCGGGGUGACUGUGACCAGGAUCGCGCUUCUCACCCACUGCCAGGCCCUCACCCAGGCCUGUGGCUACACGGAAGCUGAAACGAUUGUGAAUGUGUUGGAUUUCAAGAAAGACGUUGGGCUCUGGCAUGGAAUCCUAACAUCAGCAAAAGUGGCCUGUGUCAAAUCCAGGGACAUGCACUGGGCAUUGGUGGCGCAUAGAGACCAGAGAGACAUCAACCUCUCCUCUCUCCGGAUGCUGAUCGUGGCCGAUGGCGCAAACCCCUGGUCUAUCUCAUCCUGCGACGCAUUUCUCAAUGUCUUCCAGAGUAAAGGCCUACGCCAGGAAGUCAUCUGUCCCUGUGCCAGCUCACCAGAGGCUCUCACUGUGGCCAUCCGGAGGCCCACAGACGACAGCAACCAGCCCCCGGGCCGAGGCGUCCUCUCCAUGCAUGGCCUGACCUACGGGGUCAUCCGAGUGGACUCGGAAGAGAAGCUGUCUGUACUCACUGUGCAGGACGUCGGCCUCGUGAUGCCUGGAGCCAUCAUGUGUUCGGUGAAGCCGGAUGGGAUUCCUCAGCUGUGCCGGACGGACGAGGUCGGGGAGCUCUGCGUGUGUGCAGUUGCUACAGGCACAUCCUAUUACGGCCUCUCGGGGAUGACCAAGAACACCUUCGAGGUGUUCCCGGUGACGAGCUCGGGGGCCCCGGUCAGCGAGUACCCCUUCGUGAGGACAGGCCUGCUGGGCUUCGUUGGCCCUGGGGGGCUUGUCUUCGCGGUGGGCAAGAUGGACGGGCUGAUGGUGGUCAGCGGGCGCAGACACAACGCCGACGACAUCGUGGCCACCGCGCUGGCCGUGGAGCCCAUGAAGUUCGUCUACCGAGGAAGUUUCCUCUCUGUGACUUUGCAGGCGAUCGACAGCAUACAUCAAGUUGGGGUUUACUGUCUGGCCUUGGUUCCGGCCAACACCCUCCCCAAAACCCCACUCGGGGGGAUCCAUUUGUCCGAAACGAAGCAGCUUUUCCUGGAGGGCUCGCUUCACCCCUGCAACGUCCUGAUGUGCCCCCACACGUGCGUCACCAACCUGCCUAAGCCUCGGCAGAAGCAGCCAGGUAUGUCCAGAGGUCGUGCAGGCCCGGGUCCCCGCCAGCAAGGCCUCAGCCUCCCCUCCGGCCUCCCAUCACACGCUCCCGGGGAACUCAGCUCCCUCCCACGCAGCCCUUCUCCCCAGGGUGCGGUGGGAUGUGGCAUCUCUUCUGGGUGCAGCUGGGGCUCAGACCUCGAUCUCCUGGGUGGCCCUUGGCACAGAACCUCUCAGGGUCACAGCUCCCUCCUCAUCAUCCUGCGCUUCGGGCUGCACGUGGCUGUCAGUGGAGAGGAAUUUAUUGCAAGAACAUGGGUGGUGGGGGAGCAGCCCCUCCGCCAGUGCAGGAACGGGGUCCCGGCCUCCAGCUUGACGUGCCAACCUCAGGCAGGCAGGGCGCCCUCAGGCCAGGGUGCUAGGACAACAGACAAUGCGUACAUGGCACAGAUUUUACAAGGAAACGAGGAAGCUAUGCCACAGCAAGUGUUGAGGUCAGCCCGGCUCUCGGGACAGUCUGGACCUAACGGCUGUGCUCUGUUCCAGUUCCUGUUCCUCUCGGAGGUCCUGCAGUGGAGGGCGCAGACCACCCCUGACCACGUGCUGUACACGCUGCUGAACUGCAGGGGAACGAUAGCAAACUCGCUGACUUGUGUCCAGCUGCAUAAACGGGCUGAGAAGAUAGCCGUGAUGCUGAUGGAGAGGGGACACCUGCAGGACGGGGACCACGUUGCUCUGGUCUACCCACCCGGAAUAGACCUCAUUGCUGCAUUUUAUGGCUGCCUGUACGCAGGGUGUGUGCCGAUAACCGUCCGUCCUCCACACCCGCAGAACAUCGCAACCACGCUGCCUACAGUGAAGAUGAUCGUGGAGGUGAGCCGCUCUGCCUGUUUGAUGACAACACAACUGAUCUGUAAAUUGUUGCGGUCCAGGGAGGCAGCUGCAGCCGUAGAUGUCAGGGCGUGGCCCCCCAUACUGGACACAGAUGAUUUGCCAAAGAAGCGGCCCGCCCAGAUCUACAAACCUUCCAACCCAGACACGCUAGCCUAUCUUGAUUUUAGUGUGUCCACAACUGGGAUGCUAGCUGGAGUGAAGAUGUCGCACGCAGCCACCAGUGCCUUCUGCCGUUCCAUUAAGCUGCAGUGUGAGCUCUACCCCUCUAGGGAAGUGGCCAUCUGCUUGGACCCUUACUGUGGACUCGGGUUUGUGCUCUGGUGCCUCUGCAGCGUGUACUCUGGGCACCAGUCCAUCCUCAUCCCGCCUGCAGAGCUGGAGACCAACCCUGCCUUGUGGCUUCUUGCCGUGAGUCAGUACAAGGUCCGGGAUACGUUUUGCUCCUAUUCAGUGAUGGAACUUUGUACCAAGGGGCUGGGCUCGCAGACAGAAUCCCUCAAGGCCCGAGGACUGGACUUGUCCCGCGUGCGGACCUGCGUGGUGGUGGCGGAAGAGCGGCCCCGGAUAGCACUCACCCAGUCCUUCUCAAAGCUGUUCAAGGACCUGGGCCUCCACCCACGGGCCGUUAGCACCUCGUUUGGCUGUCGGGUGAACCUGGCCAUUUGCUUGCAGGGGACCUCGGGGCCCGACCCGACCACCGUCUACGUGGACAUGCGCGCUCUGAGACACGACAGAGUCCGCUUAGUAGAAAGAGGAUCCCCUCAUAGUUUGCCGCUAAUGGAAUCGGGAAAAAUCCUGCCGGGUGUUCGGAUCAUAAUUGCCAACCCGGAAACGAAAGGGCCGUUGGGAGACUCGCACCUGGGUGAGAUCUGGGUUCACAGUGCCCACAACGCCAGUGGUUAUUUCACUAUUUAUGGAGAUGAAUCCCUCCAGUCAGAUCACUUCAACUCAAGAUUAAGUUUUGGAGACACACAGACAGUCUGGGCACGAACAGGCUAUUUGGGGUUCCUGCGGAGAACUGAACUCACUGAUGCAAAUGGAGAGCGCCACGACGCCCUCUAUGUGGUGGGGGCCCUGGAUGAGGCCAUGGAGCUGCGCGGCAUGAGGUACCACCCGAUAGACAUCGAGACCUCGGUCAUCAGAGCACACAAGAGCGUCACAGAAUGUGCUGUGUUCACCUGGACGAACCUGCUGGUGGUGGUGGUGGAGCUGGACGGGUCCGAGCAGGAAGCCCUGGACCUGGUGCCCCUGGUGACCAACGUGGUGCUGGAGGAGCACUACCUGGUGGUGGGGGUGGUGGUGGUGGUGGACAUCGGCGUCAUCCCCAUCAACUCCCGGGGGGAGAAGCAGCGCAUGCACCUGCGGGACGGCUUCCUGGCCGACCAGCUGGACCCCAUCUACGUGGCCUACAACAUGUAGACUCCCGAGACGCACGCAGGCUCCUGGACCGGAGCCUCAGCCUCGCGCUGGGAGCUCCUAGCGCCCUGGUGGGCACCGGGAUGAGACAUGGGACGUGAAGUUGGCGCAGAAGGACUUUGCGUUGCUGCCUUCAGUUUGUUGGAAAAGCCCAUUUCAAAACUUUUUUUCCUUUUUUUUUUAAUUAUUGGAUAAUAAGUGCUUUCUUCGUAAACGUGGUAUUUUGUUAAGCCAAAAUAGCAAUUAAAACAUUCUGCCCUCCCGAUGGGUUCUUUUAAGCAGUUUAUGUAGUGUGACAAAGAAUUGUUUUCUCUGUUUUAAUGGUCAUAAUAUCUUAAUGACAUGGACCUGCUACUAUUUAAGCCAUUGCUAGAGCUCAUCCUUCUAGGAAAGUCUGUUGAGGUACGAGUACACCUUCCAAUUAGCUUUUAGCAGCUUCCUGUCAGAAACGUGCUGAGGAAACAGGCUGAUACGCGGCCUGUGAAGUUAGCAUAGAGUGAGACGUUAUAAAUACGGUGAAUUUCGGCAGUUACCUUGCAGAUAUCUUUGUACUAAACUAAAAAGAUAAAAUAAGUUAACUUCAUAUGUAAUUAUGUACAAAACGUUUAAUUUAUUUUGAUCUCUUUAGAAGUAUAACAGAGAAAACAUUCAAGAAUAUUAAAGUCUUGUAAUGUUUGCUAAUAUAAAAAGUGUUGUAUUAUCUUGCGUGGAUAGCAUCCCAGCAGAUAUAUAUGAAAUAUAAAUUCACUAAGAACAAAGGAGAUUUUAAAGUUUAAAACGCAGAGCCUGUCACUUGCAUGGUGUCCCUCACUGCACUGUAGAUCCAGAGACUCGCCCCCCUGGCUGAUGGGAGCGCGAGAGCGGUCCUGCGGCCGGGGCCCAGCCUGUGCGCUCCUCGCAGAGCCAGAGCCCCGCCGGUGAAGGGGCCACCUCUCCCGGUGGGGACUGGCGCUGACUGUGCACCUUCCCUCCGCGCUGGCCUGGGAGGCGGGUGGCGAACAGCACGUUCUCGGCUGCAAGACUCCGUUGUACGAUGUUUCCGUCACUCCUGUUACUGUCGCCCUUCUGGUCCUCGGUAUGGAAAGGAAUGUCACCCUGCGCUGGUGUGUGUUGAUUCCCUCAGAUGGCCUCUGUGUGGAGUGGACAGUGUCCGCACGGCCAGGUCUCCGCAGCUCCCGAGCCAGUGUGACUGCCGGGGAGCCACUGGCAGGAGCCGGAGGGCCCCGCCGCCCCCUCACCUCCGCCGAGACACGCUCCUCUUGCUGCUGCCGCCGCCGCCUCACACGGCUGUCAGAGCCCCUCGCUCUGGAUGCAACUGGCAUCUGUGUCCCGCCGAGGAGAGGAAUCUGCAGUCCGAGCAAGCCUGACCCUCCGGCUGUCCCGGCGUGACGGCGGGCCGCAUGGUGGCAGUGGGCCGUGCGGUGGUCUCUGUCGGCCUUUGCUCUGUGUGCUGGCAGCGAGCCCUUUGUUGCGACGAGUUUUGUUUGACUUCUGAGACCCAAGGCUAGUUGUUGUUGGAAGUUUAAGUGACAUUUUUUUUUUAAUUUGUCUGCAUGUGGGGCGCACCCCUCCAUCUCCACAAAGCAUUUGAGUUUUAAGACGUUGUUGGGCUUCAUUGCUGUGUGUGAAUAUUUCUCCACAUGCUUCAGAUACACAUUCCUAAAGGCUCUGUUUCCCAAGAGGGUGCCCCGCCACACACAGACGAGACACGUUCACACGCCCACCGAGCGAGAGGGGAGGGUCGAGGUUUCGGAUCAGACACCGAUGAGGAAACACAGCCGCGGGGGACCCCGCAGUCCAGCGAGGUGGCGUGAGGGCCGUUGGUGACGUCCUGUCAUCCUGUCAGCGCUGAGGUCCAGAGGGCCUCAAGUUCUGGGGUUACUGGGAUUCGAGUUCUGUUGUGCGAGAAAAAGGGAAGGAGACGCUGAGUACCACCCGCUUCAGCAAUAAAGGAGGACCGUCUGUGUGGCAGUUGUGCCGUGGACCAGCCACUCGAGGGAGCGUCACCAGUGUUUGUCUUGUGACCUUGUGCUUCUGAUGUCAGACAGAGCCGUGCCGUCGGCCUGCACAGGAGAGGGUGGACAGUGAUCUUGGAAGCUCCGACCAGCCCGACAGGCGGUUUCCUCAUGGUGCUUGUUUACUGUAUCUAAUCCUGCUCGACACUUUACCGGAGGGGAACUCCCUUUACCAGGGGCAGGCUGGCAGCGUUGCUGCAUAGAGCGUGGUGCCUGGUCAGAGAGGUUCAUGCACUCAGCCAAUCGCAGUCUCAAACAGAACCCCCAUGUGCGAAGGACAGCAGCCUUCUCGUGUGUUAAACGCCAGUGAGCUUUGUGCAUCUGUGAUGACGCCUGUUUUAUAUUCAGAUGAACAAAUAAAAGCUUUUAUUUUUGUUGCUCUGAAAA
Vicugna pacos (alpaca) is the source of this 7720-nucleotide messenger RNA. NCBI's taxonomy places the organism in Eukaryota, Metazoa, Chordata, Mammalia, Artiodactyla, Camelidae. The record is from RefSeq and is a predicted model, not a curated record.